This is a messenger RNA of Hordeum vulgare subsp. vulgare (domesticated barley), 1093 nucleotides long. RefSeq lists its product as uncharacterized. The coding region runs from base 16 to 783 and encodes 255 amino acids. Gene Ontology annotation, cellular component: dynein complex. Gene Ontology annotation, molecular function: dynein intermediate chain binding; dynein light intermediate chain binding. Gene Ontology annotation, biological process: microtubule-based process. The record is from RefSeq and is a predicted model, not a curated record. Lineage: Eukaryota; Viridiplantae; Streptophyta; Magnoliopsida; Poales; Poaceae. The transcript has 3 exons.
UUCAAAAAAGAUGUUAUGAAACACCUCUGGCUAGCCACAAGUAAACUCAGGUAUGGGCCGAUCCCUGCGCACUUCAACUAUGCAGCCCAUUACCUUUCCGACUUGUCCGCGCAUCCCGCUUCCCCUCUAGUAGCUUCCGCCAGAAGGCCCGGCCUCCCGUACAAUGAUGAAGCAGCACGGCAGCAGCCACCGUCGGCUUUGAAAAGAGCGGAGUGGAGAAAGGAAUCGCUGAGCUCCUCCAUCCAACUGCUUCCACCACAAGCCAAGCCAAGCCACACUGCCUGCCUUCCUGCUCCAGCCUACCCUCCCACCGCAAGCCAGAGUGUGGCCCGCCACCGCCAGAGAUUCGCAGCCAUGUCCGACGAGCUCAGGCGCGGGAUCGCGGGCUCCGCCGCCGUCGCCGCCUCCCACCCGGCGCCCUACGCCGCGACGCGGGCCCCGGCCGACGCCGACCGCAGGCUCGCCGCCUCCGCCACCGCCGCCCUGGGAUCCCCGCCGCCGGCCGCCGCGUCGCCCACGGCGCACAAGAUCACGCUCAAGAGCGCCGACAUGAAGGAGGAGAUGCAGAAGGAGGCGUUCGACAUCUCCCGCGUCGCGUUCGAGAAGCACACCAUGGAGAAGGACAUCGCGGAGUACAUCAAGAAGGAGUUCGACAAGAAUCACGGCCCUACCUGGCACUGCAUCGUUGGCCGCAACUUCGGUUCCUACGUGACGCACGAGACGAACUACUUUGUGUAUUUCUACAUUGAUUCUAAAGCUGUCUUACUAUUCAAGUCUGGGUGAUGGGUGCGUCUGAUCCCUCUCUCCCCUGGCGUCAGUCUCCUGUGUGCCCCUCUUUCAUCUGUGUCGGCCACGAAACUGGAAAUCAGAAAUUUGGAAAGAGCCUCCAUGUUGGUGUGAGAUUUUAGAUCGUGUCUCUCUUUUGCUUUGAUGCAGCUAGGUCUUGUUGACGUUGUCUGAUUGUAAUAUUGCCAUGAUUUGGACUAGAAGUCAUCAUCAACGAUGCACCGAAAACUGUCUGAUCUACUGACUAGUUGCUAAAGUGUCUUGGACUCAUGGGAUGAUCAAAAUCAGAAUUUGCAUUUUGCUCGUA